GCGGCCCCGCCAUGGCGGCGGAGGGGGAGGACCCGCUGGGCUAUUUCGCGGCCUACGGCAGCUCCAGCUCUGACUCGGAGCCCGAAGAGCCGCAGCCCGACGAGCGCCCGGCGGGAGCCGCCGCGGCCUCGGGGGGCACCCCGGGGCGGCCGCGGCUGCCGCCGCCCGACGAGCUCUUCCGUCGGGUGUCGCAGCCGCCCGCCUUCCUCUACAACCCGCUCAACAAGGAGAUCGACUGGGAGAGCCGCGUGCUGCGGGCGCCCGAGGAGCCCCCCAGGGAGUUCAAGGUGUGGAGGAGCAACGCCGUGCCCCCGCCGGAGACCUACAGCCCGCCCGAGAAGCCGCCGCCGCCGGCCCCCACCCUCGACAUGGCCAUCAAGUGGUCCAACAUCUACGAGGACAAUGGCGACGACGCGCCCCGCCAGGCCGGCAAAGCCAAGUUCCUGCCGGACGAGGAGCAGGAGCCCCUGGAGUCUGAUGGUGAAAAAGACGAGGAACCAGCUUCUGCUAAGAAACGUAAAGUAGAGUCUGGAGAACAGGCGAAGAAGAAGAAGAAGAAGGUAUAAGCAGGGUGUUUUGGAUUUAGACAUAAUGAGAAUUUCAAGGAACUUGGAUUCCUCUGCUGGAAUGGGAAACAAAUACGUGUUUACUGCAUUUGUCUCUCGGGUAGGGAAUUUUAUUUCUGUAGUGUGCUUGCCUUUUGGAAAGCACAAAAUUAAAUGGACAGUGUUGUGGUAGAACUUGUUUACUGAACAAAAUUUAAACCUGUUUAUUUGAAACAAGGAUUUAGAUGAAAGAUUCAUUGCCAUGGAUACUUGUGCUCGUGCAGGUUACAGGGCUUCACAGUAUUUUGUUUAUCAAGAAACCUGGUAACGUGCAUUCUUCUGGACUGACUUUUCCAUUGUGUCAAAACCUUUUAUAAAGGAGUAUAUACUAAAGAUUUUUUAGGUACUGGUCUGUGAUAUGUUCACAUAAUGUUGUUUUUAAAUAUAUGUAUAGACUGCAAAUAGUCACUGGAAUAAAACUACAUUUGAAAACAUCUGUGGUAUAAAUAUUGCAUUGCAUGCUUGGUGAAUAGGAGCAAUGAAUUGUGUAUUAUAUGCCAUUCACUGAUAUGUGACUUAACAGAUUCCUCAGGGCUUUUUUGUUCAAAUAAAUACACAACUACAAACUGAAAAAAAUGGA
Messenger RNA from Zonotrichia leucophrys gambelii, 1185 nucleotides. It is a transcript of the gene C8H1orf52, whose product is annotated as chromosome 8 C1orf52 homolog. The coding region runs from base 12 to 566 and encodes 184 amino acids. NCBI's taxonomy places the organism in Eukaryota, Metazoa, Chordata, Aves, Passeriformes, Passerellidae. The record is from RefSeq and is a predicted model, not a curated record. The transcript has 3 exons.